Molecule: messenger RNA, 1471 nt
Organism: Perca fluviatilis (European perch)
Lineage: Eukaryota; Metazoa; Chordata; Actinopteri; Perciformes; Percidae
Gene: psmb8a
Product: proteasome 20S subunit beta 8A
Exons: 6
Coding region: 173-1000 (275 amino acids)
Cellular component (GO): proteasome core complex
Molecular function (GO): threonine-type endopeptidase activity
Source: RefSeq, a predicted model, not a curated record
AGGGCAGGACAAUAAACUAGUUUUUAAUUGAAACCCUUUCACUUUCGAAUUCUUCGCGUCACGUACAAGGAAAUUAUCCUUGACGCUUUGUUAGUCGCCUUCGUCAUUUUGGAAACCUUAACCCUAAAGUAUAGAAUAUAUUUAGAAUAUAGUCAGUACACUUUGAUACAUAAUGGCGCUUUUACAAGUAACUGGUUUUAAGCCUUAUUCUGAACUCCGGGGGCAGAUUCAUCCAGCAGGACAGACGCAUCUCUUCGACCGAACCAACCACUACAGUUUCGGGACCAAAACUCAAGAAUUUGCUGUUCCUCUGGGUGUAGACCCUUCCGGGUUUCUCAAAUCCUGCAACCGUGACGCAGGUGUGUCCAUAGACCUGAACCACGGUACGACCACCCUGGCCUUCAAGUUCAGACACGGAGUCAUCGUGGCUGUGGACUCCAGAGCCUCAGCUGGCCGUUAUUUAGCAUCCAACGAUGUCAACAAGGUCAUAGAGAUCAACCCGUACCUGCUGGGCACCAUGUCGGGCAGCGCUGCAGACUGCCAGUACUGGGAGAGACUCCUGGCUAAAGAGUGCAGGCUGUACAGGCUGAGGAACAACCAGAGGAUCUCUGUGGCUGCAGCCUCCAAGCUGCUGUGUAACAUGAUGCUUGGUUACAGAGGCAUGGGCCUUUCUAUGGGAAGCAUGAUCUGUGGAUGGGACAAAGAGGGCCCUGGUCUGUACUAUGUGGAUGAUAAUGCGACGCGUCUCUCUGGCCAAAUGUUCUCUACUGGCUGUGGUAGCAGUUUUGCCUACGGUGUGAUGGACAGCGGUUAUCGGGAAGACAUGACGGUUGAGGAGGCGUAUGAACUGGGCCGUCGGGGCAUCACUCACGCCACACACAGGGACGCCUAUUCUGGAGGCGUGGUCAACAUGUACCACAUGCAGGAGGAUGGCUGGAUAAAGGUGUGUAAGGAAGACGUAUCAGAGUUGAUCCACCGCUACAGGAAGGGAAUGUUCUGAGUUUGACCUCUAAACCCAGAUCAACCUCAGCCCUCUGAAUACCGUCUGCUGAUGCGUCCCUUUCCAAAAUAAAAUAAAUAAAAUAAUCUUUUGGCAACGAUUUCAAUAUAUUUUCUCAAAAAUUUAUUGAAAUAUUUGAUUUUGGAAAUGAAAGACCCAACUGUGUCUUACAGCAGAGUGUGUAGGGGAGUGUGUGGACCAUUUCUGAUUUUGGAUCGAUGAAAUGCCAGACCAUGAAAUGCUACUUAAAACCAUUUCUUUAGCUACAUAUAAAGCUAAACUUUACAGGAUCAAAUUGUCAUUACAUUUUUAGGACUGUUUGUUUAGUUAUUGUUCUUUAUAUUAUGUAAUGCCGGUACCGUGUAUGUGGAUACUUACAUGUUUCAGUGGUGGUUUUUGUUAGCCAGACAUCCUGUUAAUAUAAUCUUACAUACAAGAAACCGCUCCAAAUAAAGACUGUUGUUCAACUCA